AUGGCGACCACCAGCGGCAAUGGCACUCCCGUCAAGGACUCGGCAAAGAGCUCGCCGUCAAGCAAGUCGACGAGUGGCUCACGUACUACCGUGUCCAGUGGGUCGGGGGGAAGCCGGGGCCGGACAUUGACAAGGAACAAUGACCCACUGUCCCCAGCCAACCUAGAGAAGAGGGGUUAUCAUACUUUUACUACGAUGGGGCGCAAGUUUCACGUCGAAAAACGCUGGAAAUUUGUACGUGAACUCGGCCAGGGUGCCUACGGAUUCGUCGUGUCGGCACAAGACCAGAUAUCUGGUGAAACAGUAGCCAUCAAGCUCGUGACGCGCCUGUUCGAGAAGAUUCAGCUCUCGAAACGCGCGUUGCGGGAAAUCAGUCUGUUGCGUCACUUUGCUAAUCACGAGAAUAUUACUGGUUUGAUUGAUAUGGAUGUAAUCACUCCGGAUUUUAACGAAAUAUACCUGUUCAUGGAGCCUAUGGAGGCUGAUUUGCACCAGAUCGUCCGCUCUGGACAGAACCUAAGCAAUGCACAUGUUCAAUACUUCCUUUAUCAGAUCCUGCGCGCGAUGAAAUACGUGCACAGUGCGGGGGUGAUCCACCGUGAUCUGAAACCUGGGAAUCUUUUGGUAAAUGCCGAUUGCGAACUUAAGAUUUGUGAUUUUGGCCUAUCUCGAGGAUUCGACUCGGCUCCCGAACCUGACGGCACUGGAUUCAUGACCGAGUACGUCGCCACACGAUGGUACAGAGCUCCGGAGAUCAUGCUCUCGUUCCGCAAAUAUACUACAGCUAUUGACAUCUGGUCGAUUGGAUGUAUCCUCGGCGAAUUGCUUGGUAUGAAACCAAUGUUCAAGGGUAAAGACUAUGUCGAUCAACUCAAUAUUAUCAUCGAUAUCCUGGGAACGCCUGAUGAAGAGACACUGCAACGCAUUGGAAGCGUCAAGGCCCAAGCCUAUAUACGCAGUCUCCCGGUUAAAGAGCAAAAGCCCUUCAAGUCCCUAUUUCCACAAGCAGACGACCUUGCGCUUGACCUUCUCUCCAAAAUGGUUACCUUUGACCCUGCAAAGCGUUUGACCGUCUUGGAAGCGCUGAAACACCCAUAUCUCGAGGCAUAUCACGAUGAGGACGACGAACCCGAGUGUGAAUCCAAAUACGAGCACUGGAAGGAAAUAGAAAAACUCGAAACCAUCGAUCAGUUCCGCACUGCAAUCUGGAAUGAGGUUGAAGAGUUCCGUCGAGAAGUGCGCGAGAUGGUAGUUGAACCUGAGCCUGAAGUGAAACUCAACGGUAUCGCAGCCACCAGUGAGAAAGUGGAUGAAACGAAAGCUACCACACCGGUGGUCGCCGAGAGUCCGAUUGUUAUCAAGGAGGGGGGUCCUAGCGAACCCGUCGACAAACUCACACCCGUCGACGAAGAUGUGCCUAAUGGGACUAUUCCUUUCCCUUCGAGCGGUCGCGCAUCGCCCUCUCCCGCUGCGGGAUCUGUGCCGCUCCCCCGCCAACGGCCCGUUAGCGCUCGAACCAAGUCGAAUGUCGAUCCUUAUGAAGCAUAUGCUCGCAGAUCCUCGGUCCUUGCUUCUGCUUCUCCUCAGGCCUUGACGGGUAAUUUACCACCUGGCGUUGUCGACUCGAAAGAUGCCCAAUCUGCCGGAGGUGAACCGCAGGCUACGGCCUCGUACAUUGUUCCCGCUCGUUCACGUGCUGGGUCGGCUGCGGAUAGUACCAUUAGCUCUGGGGGAUUCUCAGGCCAUGGUACCUUCCCACGCACCAUCCUACGCACUCUUUCUACCCUUUCAGUCAAUGAUUCUGGGGCGGCAGGUGCUGCUGCAGUUGCUCUAGGACGAAUCAAGGGCGACAAAGAGGAUAUCACGGCAGCAGAUGCCCCUCCAAGCUCGAUUCCAGUCGAGUUCCGCCCCAAGAAUUAA
This is a messenger RNA of Rhizoctonia solani, 1920 nucleotides long. RefSeq names its product mitogen activated protein kinase. Gene Ontology annotation, biological process: intracellular signal transduction; protein phosphorylation. Gene Ontology annotation, molecular function: ATP binding; MAP kinase activity. The coding region runs from base 1 to 1920 and encodes 639 amino acids. NCBI's taxonomy places the organism in Eukaryota, Fungi, Basidiomycota, Agaricomycetes, Cantharellales, Ceratobasidiaceae. The transcript has 11 exons. The record is from RefSeq and is a predicted model, not a curated record. Gene Ontology annotation, cellular component: nucleus; cytoplasm.